GCGGGCAACACGGGUCGGUCUCCAGUGGGAGUGGGCGCCAGGCGACGCUGGAACUAGCACCAGCGGUUAUUUGGACCACUCACCACCCAGGAUUGCUUCACCUGCGUCGGCGCGCCUUGUCCUCCCGCACAAGCUUGCUGACGCCAAUCAGACAUGGAGACUUUAAGGCAGGCGCAUUUUUUGGAGCACGGCCAAAAUGAGGAGUUCUCUUCCGACGAGCAAGAUUGUCAUUGGUGUCAGCUACGCGCAAUGCCGUCGCAGGUGUCUGCUCCCGUUACCCUGAAGAAUGAAGUUGACGCAGCGGUUCUCCCACACAACUUCAGGUUUAUAGAUCAUAUGGUCCUUGGAGCUGGUGUAGAACCUGCAGAGGCUAGUUUCCGCAGCGGUUGUAUCUGCCCUAAUUCGGCCGAUUGCCAAUAUUCAGCAUGUCUGUGUCUUGCAGAGCUGGACAGCGACGACGAGAGCAUGCAGGUUGAUGAACACCCAAGCAAAAAAAGAUACUCAUACCAUAGUAGCGGGCCGAGAAAAGGGCUUUUGCGUUCCAAGCUCCUUAAUUCAAAGUGGCCUCUCUAUGAGUGUCACAGCGGCUGCACUUGCUCUCCACAAUGCCCCAACCGUGUAGUGGAGAGAGGCCGUACGAUUCCGUUGCAGAUAUUUCGAACCAAAGAUCGGGGUUGGGGUGUACGGGCCCAAGUCAAUAUCAAAGUUGGGCAAUUUGUCGAUCGUUACUUGGGGGAAGUCAUAUCUUCUGAAGAGGCUGAUAAGAGGCGCAACGAUUCGGCAAUCUCACAACGAAAAGAUGUGUAUCUUUUUGCGCUGGAUAAGUUCACCGAUUCUAGGUCACUUGAUCCUCGCUUGCGAGGAGCUCCUCUCGAGGUCGACGGCGAGUUCAUGUCUGGCCCAACGAGAUUUAUUAACCACUCCUGUGACCCUAAUUUAAGGAUCUUUGCCCGGGUCGGCGAUCAUGCGGAUAAACACAUCCAUGACCUUGCCCUUUUUGCUAUUAAAGAAAUUCAUCGUGGCGAAGAAUUAACUUUUGACUACGUCGACGGUGAAAGUUGUGACGAUAGUCUUUCAGCUCAUCCCGCCGAGAUGACCAAGUGUCUAUGUGGUAGCCCGAAAUGCAGAAAAUAUCUGUGGUAGAAGAUACUAAUUACAUAAUUGUUUUGGGAUAUGUCAAUAGCUAAUAAAAGUAAAUCAUCGGGCUAUGUCUGUUAAUCAAUGCGCUCCUGCAGUCGUGUCCGCGUCGCCUAUGUCCCAUAGUUUACGGCGUCUAGUUUAUCGUCCCCUUCCAAUACACUUGUCAGAUGAUCUGUUAGUAUGAGAACUUUCACGGCUAGGUGGAUACCAACUUACGAAAACUGCUUGACUAAGUAUCCUUCUCCUCCUUGCUCCAUAUCGAUAUUAUAAACAUAAAACCCGCCGUCGCUAGUGACUACCAUCACUUGAGGGCUGCUGUUAUUCAUGGCAACAACGCUUCUGAGGGGGCUUCCCGAUAAGCUUGAACUGGCACCAGAUGAUGACUUUGGGAUUUUAAUAAAAGCAAAGUCUCGUAUCGGCUCCCACAUUUCAGUCACUGAUUGGGGUAGAUAUGAGCUCACGACACCUGCCACCCCUCGCCCCAUUAUUUGGGAUGAACGACGAAGCAUGUUGCUGAAGGAGUCGCUCUGCCUUCGCGUUGAUUUCGUACUUGGACUGCUGCCAAGGUCAUCGGAAUCUGUUCUGGGAGAGUCCGUCGCGAGGCUACCUAAUCUACCGUCUUCAUCAUCCUGGCUGCGCCUUCGUGACCAACGGUCUUGUCUAGCAGGUGACUCUGGUGAUGUUAUGGUAGGAUUGGAAUUGGUAACUGGGGCCCCUAAGCGGAAUAUAUGAACAGUAUCGGAUGUCGAUGAAACGCACAGCAGGGUUGAGCUCAGGUUGAAUGACAUGCUGUAGAUGGUAGACGGAUAGGUGCCACGGCGAAAUUGAUAUAAUUUUUGCCCACGUGGCACAGAAAAUACUCGUAUGAUGGUUCCAGUCUCGCUAGCUGUGGCCAGAAGCGUACCAUCGCUGUUGAGGCAUAUACAGCAUAGCGGUGAACGAUGGGCUUCAAUAACAUUGACAGCCUUUAGGGUGAGUGUAUCGAAGACGAGAACCUCACCAGAUGUUGGUGGGACGUAGGUCGACUGAGGAGGAGCAUGUGAGGGCCUUCGUGACUCCGGCUCUUCCCGUGGUUUUGGCAAUGCGUAUGCGAUGUAGCAAUUCUCAGACGAAGGAGACAAAGCGCAGAUGGCUGACGGAUUUGGGGAUGUCGGUAUGGUAUAAAUAAGGCUCAUGUUACUGAUGUCAUAGAGAUAAAUUUCUUCCUCCAAAAUCACGGCCAAUCGCUUUCUGUUGAGUCGAACUGCGAGAACCGCUGACGGGAAUGUGAGUUCGCAAAUGGUUGACGCUCUCUAUAAGAUUGGUUAGUUACAUAUACAACGUGUCUUGGAAUAGGAGAUGACCACUUUAGUAUUCUGUAUUACUAGGUGCCGGGGCGAUAGGACAAGAGCGACAAGAGACGUCGAAAAGAGCAUUUCAAUGAUAGCAAUGUUGCCAUCAUCACUACUGAAAAUGCGAGAGAAUGGAUCGGUGUGGUAAAUACGAAAUCCUUUGGAUGUCCCUAUGGAAACAGUUAGCGUCCGAUAAUGAGCUUCUGGGACCUCCCCUAGUGACAGAAUCAAAUAUGAUUGACGAACCGACAGCAAGACAGCUGUAGUCUUGAUUGAAAGUGAUGAAGUUUAGCGCCGGAUUUGCCAUGGCUGCUCGCGCCAGCGGUUGGGAGAGCGUCGGACAAUUAAAAAAAAAAAGAGCUUCGGAGGUAGCGCGUCGACUUUGAUAGUUGAAAGAGCAGGAACCAGGUCCUUUCACGGGUAUGGAUAUGGUUUCACUUGUAGUCUCUGGUACAAUUCACAAGGAUAGCGGUGGUU
[Torrubiella] hemipterigena is the source of this 2948-nucleotide messenger RNA. NCBI's taxonomy places the organism in Eukaryota, Fungi, Ascomycota, Sordariomycetes, Hypocreales, Clavicipitaceae. The record is from the annotation of a GenBank genome assembly.